Molecule: messenger RNA, 1076 nt
Organism: Bactrocera latifrons
Lineage: Eukaryota; Metazoa; Arthropoda; Insecta; Diptera; Tephritidae
Product: inosine-uridine preferring nucleoside hydrolase-like
Molecular function (GO): hydrolase activity, hydrolyzing N-glycosyl compounds
Source: RefSeq, a predicted model, not a curated record
AAGCGUUGUGAAUCACAAAUAAGUGAGUUGCGUGCAUUUCUUUAUUUGGAUCUUAUUUUGGCAAUAAUCUUAUUAAUAUAAACGGAAAAAACCAUUACCAAAAUGAGCCGUUACGUAGUGUUCGAUUGUGAUGUCGGCAACGAUGAUGCAUGGGGUCUGAUGAUGCUAAUCAGAGCUGAAGAAGCUUUUAAAAGACGUGUCGAUCUAGCGGAUUCCCCAGAAAAGUUUGAAAUCAUUGGCGUUACAUGCGUGCAGGGAAACACCAAUCUCGACCAAGUGGUAAUAAACACACUCAGAGUGCUCAAAGCAGCCAAUAGAAACGAUUUGCCCGUAUAUAAAGGUUGCAGUACACCAAUCAUACAAACGCAUUGGGAGAACCCGGAAAAUUUUCAUGGAAAGGAUGGGUUCGGUGAAGUGCAGCAUGAGACGUCAGUCAAUUUGGAUCUGGUGCGGCCGGAGCAUGCGGUGAAUGCGAUGUAUGAUAUAGUUUGUAAGCACCCGAAAAAGGUUGACUUCUUGUUGGUGGGUCCACUUACCAACUUUGCGAUGUGUAUCAAUAUGUAUGGUUCAGAGUUCUUAAAUAAAGUUGGUAAAAUUUAUAUUAUGGGCGGCAAUCAUAGAGCCAAAGGCAACAUAACUAAAAGCGCCGAGUUCAAUUUCAUGAUGGAUCCAGAGGCUGCACAUAUUGUUUUAACUCAUGUAGAUAGUCCACUAACAAUACUUCCUUGGGAAACCUGCAUUGAUGGCGAGUUUGAUAUAUCACUUGACUGGCGUUUGAACGUCCUCGGUACGAUUCAGAGUCCUUUCAUCGAAUUGCUGAACCUUGUGGAACGUGCUAUUUUUAUACCCAAAGGUAUCGAACGUUGGCUGGUUUGUGAUGCUGUAGUCGUCGCAGCCUACCUUUUUCCACAUUUGACGGUGAAACAAAGUCGACACUAUCACGCAACCGUUGAACUGACUGGCACUCACACACGAGGCCAAAUGGUUAUCGAUCACUUAAAACAGCAAAAGGAUAAUGUGAAUAUUAUUAUGGAAGUAGAUGGUGACCAAUAUAAAAAUAUUAUUGCAUGGACCGC